ACACACACACGCAUUUAUACUCUUUAUGUUUAUUGAUUAUCAAUCUGUGGUCAAAUUAAGAAUAGAUUAAUAUAUUUUUUUCUUUAAUACAAUUAUUAGUCUCUAGUAGAAAUGAUAAUAGAAAGGUGACAAUAGAGCUAUAAUAAUGUUCAAACUUAAAAUUUAAAAUAAUUAUGGUUGAAUUUCGACCACUGAACUACCAUUAGUAGGUAAUAAUAAAAUAAUUUAUUGUCUUUCACACAGAUUUUGAUUAUUAUAGGCAGCCUACAAUAAAACAACAAAAAAAGCACUAUUCUGACAUUACUGGCAAGCAGCUCAAUAUUUGCACUUGUACAUCAUUAAUAAGAAUUUCAUUAAGAAUAUUGAUAAUUUAAGAGGAUUUUGACAAGUGCGGAUUAAUAUAGUUACAUAAUAUAUUGUAAAUUAAAUAAAUUUUAUGAGAGCCAUGCCUUGUUCAGAUGUGAGGAUUAGGGGUUUUCCUAUUAUUCUUUUCUAUAUUAUUCUGUCAACUUAUAAAAUUAGUUUAGUCUCUUUUAGUCUAGAAAAGGACAAAGUAUUCUUUCUGUCUUUUUCAAAUAAAAUGCAUGCCUUAAAGUGCUAAAAUCGAAAAACUAAAAAAAAUACAAUUCUUGAAGUACAUUUUUGAAAAUUACCAGAAAAUAAGAAUAUUGGGUUGAGCCACUUUAAUUCUAAAGGUACAAAAUAGUAUUGAACACGUGACAUUACCCGAGUAAUUUUGAAAGUGGUACGUUCCCAUUAAAAUACUGUUGAAAUACUUGUGUUUCAUUUAGACGGUCUAAUGCCAAAACACCACGUGCUACCAAUAUACGAGAAAAAAUAUUAUUGCUGCUUUCGGUGAAUAAACGUCCUGUGAAUCGAGUAGCAUAAGUCAACUCACACUCACAAUUCUUCAUUUUUCACCUUGAAGAACGUACACUCGAUUUGCGCAGUUGUUAAAUUAAUUAAAGACUUGUUAAAUUUUGAAAAUUAAACAUUUUUAUCGAUUGUGGUGUUUUUGGUGCAGUGUGGUAUUUUUGUUGUAGUGGUGUUUUAAAGCAACGUAAAAAUGAAAACAAGCCAGCAUCAAUUUGAAUUAUUGGUAACUAUUAUGGAAGAACACGGAGAUCUCAGCAAGCCGUCAUCCAGCGCUAGAGGUCGGAUGGCAGGUAUUAAGCAUUGGGAGGAGUUAACGUCGUUAUUAAACAGCGAUGGCAGUGGUGAUACAAAAACCACAGAGAAGUGGAAAAAGGUGUGGAGCGAUUUUAAAAAUAACACCAAAAAGAAAGCGGCACGCAUGUAUAAAUUUGCAAGUAGAACUGGUGGUGGACCUGCAUUAAAUACUAAACUUACAGAGUUGGAACAAAGAGUUUUGAAUAUUAUUGGUAUGCAGACAGCAACAGGUUUAGCGGUGGCUGAGGCAGGAAUUUCGCAGGAUAUUGUUGUAUCACAACCCCGAACUCCAGUACAAUCUGGCAAUACAGGUGUUGAACUAUGUAAUGAGCCUGGACCUUCUGGUCGAAUAUAUACAGGACCAAGCACAUCCAGGGAGACCCAGGUUGAGACAACACCUCAUAACCAGGCAUUCAAUGUAGAUAUUGAAAUUGUAGAAGCAGAUGUGGUACCAACAUCAUAUCUGGAGUCUGCCUUUACUGCACCUCAGUCUCCUGUGCAGUAUGGACCAACCACACCACGCCGUCGCGAAAGACCAUCACGAGUACGAUCCCCGCUUCAAAGACGUGCCAGGCUAACACAGACAGAGCACGCUGCACUUCUUUUUAGAAAUUCAGAUUCUAAUUGGAGAGCAUUUAAAAUUGACCAACAUAAAGAUUUCAUGGAAAUGCGCAAAGAUCGGAAUAGAGUAAGAGAAAUGGAAGUGCAGGCUCAGAGGGAAUGGCAAGCCAUGGGUUUAAGUGCAUUAGACUUAUUAACUCAAGUAGUUAAUAAGUUUUGUAAAGAUUAAAUUUGUAAAGUAGAUAUAAUUUUGUUAUCUUGUUAUUUGUUUUUAAUCUCUAUAAUUGUUAUCUUCAAUUAUUAUAGUAUAUACUUAGAUUUAAAAAAAUUAAAGACUGAUUCUAU
Messenger RNA from Bombyx mandarina (wild silkworm), 2076 nucleotides. RefSeq lists its product as uncharacterized. Gene Ontology annotation, cellular component: nucleus. Lineage: Eukaryota; Metazoa; Arthropoda; Insecta; Lepidoptera; Bombycidae. The record is from RefSeq and is a predicted model, not a curated record.